Messenger RNA from Hermetia illucens (black soldier fly), 1433 nucleotides. RefSeq names its product odorant receptor 2a-like. Gene Ontology annotation, biological process: detection of chemical stimulus involved in sensory perception of smell; sensory perception of smell. Lineage: Eukaryota; Metazoa; Arthropoda; Insecta; Diptera; Stratiomyidae. The coding region runs from base 29 to 1162 and encodes 377 amino acids. Gene Ontology annotation, molecular function: odorant binding; olfactory receptor activity. Gene Ontology annotation, cellular component: plasma membrane. The transcript has 3 exons. The record is from RefSeq and is a predicted model, not a curated record.
UCGAAACUGAACUUGCAGCAGUUUCAGAAUGGGUGAAGUGAAUAGCUACCGCGCCAUAAGGGCACUGUGGGUUACUAUGAGGAUUCUAGGAAUGGAUCCUCCUGAGAAGUACAGAGUUCUUUACCAAGUGUAUUCGAUUUGCCUAAAUACUACAAUAACAUUCUAUUAUCCGCUAUCGAUGUUUAUCAACAUGUUUCUACUUGAUAAGAAAAAGGAAGUGGUUUCAAAUUUAACUCUAACAAUAAGUAUGGUAGUUUGUGGUAUGAAAACUUUCAAUAAUUAUCUAAAACGCAAGGAAUUGUGGAAAAUGCGGGAAUAUUUGGUGGAACUUGAUUCUUACCUGAAAUUUGAAGCUGACAAGGAGUAUUUGCAGUACAUAGUGAAAGUGUCACUUCGAUAUUUCAUUUUAUAUGCAUCAAUGUAUGGAUUAGUUAUAGCGAGCUGCGAACUCCCGAUGGUAUUUUCAACAGAAAGUCGACUUCUUUAUCCAGCAUGGUUUCCUUGGGAUUGGAGAAAUUCAACACGGAUAUACGUAGCAAUUCAUACUUACCAGUUUGUUGGAAUUAGCAUUCAAAUAUAUCAAAACCUGCUCAAUGACACUCUGCCUGGGAUACUUAUGUGGCUACUUAAAGGACAUUUACAUAUACUGAAAUCCAGGAUUCAGAGGAUUGGCUACGAUAAAAAUUUAUCUACUAAGAAGAAUUACAAUGAAUUAGUGGCUUGCAUUAAAAGUCACAAAAUUUGCUUUGAGUUCCGAAACCUUUGCGAGAGCUUCACUUCACGCAUAUUGGUUUUUCAAUUCCUUUCCACCGAGUUCACCUUAUGUAUGACAGCCAUUUACAUUUUCUUCGUUGGAGAUAACCUGGUGGAAGUCGCCUAUUUAUGUUGCUAUUUUAUGAGUAUGGUCUUCGAAAUAACCCUUUCCUGUUAUUGCGGAAACGAAAUGGCUGAGGAGACAUUUCACUUUACAACUGGCUUGUAUCAAUGCAAUUGGGUGGAUCAAAGUUUGAAAUUUCGUAAAGUAUUAAUAAUUUUUAUGCUGCAGUCCCAAAAGCCAUGGACCAUCUUUGCGGGAGGCGUUAUAAGUAUAACCCUUGCAACUUGGAUGGCUGUACUUAAAUCAGCCUACUCCUUGUUUGCUGUUUUAAAUCAAGUGGCUUAAGUCAUCAUUCGACUUUUUAUUCGGAGUUUAAUGUGAUACGUUUCGAUUGUAGAUUAAAGCACCGAAAACAGUAGCAACCAUUUAUUGUCAGUGUGGCUUCAGAAAGGAAGUAGAGUAUGAAGCACGAAGGACAUGUAGCGACGUUACGAUUUCGAUUUUUCAUUCGUGAAUCUGAAACUAUGUAUAUAUAUGUAAUGAACUGGCAAUUCUCACUAUUAUCACGAAAAAAAUAAUUACAAAAAUAAAACUUUAGAGAUUUUUUUUCGUUAGU